This is a messenger RNA of Closterium sp. NIES-65, 3938 nucleotides long. The record is from the annotation of a GenBank genome assembly. Lineage: Eukaryota; Viridiplantae; Streptophyta; Zygnematophyceae; Desmidiales; Closteriaceae.
UUGAAAGCGAUCUCAAGGCAGGAGCAGCCUACCAAUACUCGCUCCUCUGGGUUCUGCUGCUGGCAUCACUAGCGGGCCUCCUGAUACAGUCACUGUCAGCCAACCUCGGUAUAGUCACAGGCAAGCAUCUGGCGCAGCACUGCAGGGCGGAGUACCCCCGAGGUGUCAACCUCGCGCUCUGGGUGAUUGCAGAGAUUGAGAUCAUCGCCAGCGACAUCCCAGAAGGUGUCUCCUCCUCUCCCUCGUCUCUCGUUCUCUCCCUCGUCUCUCGUUCUCUCCCUCGUCUCCCCUUUUCUCCCCCUCUCUCCUUCUCUCCCUCUCUCUCCUUCUCUCCCUCGUCUCCCCUUUUCUCCCCCUCUCCUUCUCUCCCUCUCUCUCCUUCUCUCCCUCGUUUCUUCGCCUCUUCCUCCUCUCCCUUCCGCUCGUUGCCUGGAUUGGAAUUGAUAGGAACGGCCUUUGCACUGAACAUGUUGUUUGGCAUUCGACUAUGGGCGGGAGUAAUCAUAACUGGCUUCAGCACGCUCCUCUUCCUUGGCCUCCAGCGAUUCGGGGUGCGCAACCUAGAGGUGUUUAUAGCGCUGCUGGUGAUGGUGAUAGCGUGCUGCUUCUUCAUAGAGAUGGGCCAUGCUCCAGUGGACGGCAUGGCAGUGCUGGAGGGCAUGUUCGUCCCCCGCAUACAAGACCUGGGGGCGCUUGCGAUUGCCAUCUCUCUCAUCGGCGCGCUUGUCAUGCCGCACAACCUAUUCCUGCACUCUGCUCUCGUGCUUAGUCGCAAGCACCAGCGCACCGCUGCAGGCAUCAAGGACGGGUGUCUCUACUCGCUGCUGGAGGUGGCAGCGGUGCUCAUCAUCAGCAUCGCCUUCCACUGUCCCUUCCUUCACUUCCCACGUACCAGGAUUGUCUCGACUCGACUCAGUUGUUCAACCACACACCGUCUCUCCACCCCGCUCCUCCCCCUGCCAUCAGGACGGGUGCCUCUAUUCCCUACUGGAGGUGGCAGCGGCGCUCAUCAUCAGCUAAGCCAUCAAUGUGGCUGUCAUCUGCAUGGGCGGGGUGGUCUGCUCCCUCCUCAUCCCUCCCCUCCCCCACUCUCUCCCCCCACACCUCUCCGCCCUGCCAGGAAGGGUGCCUCUACUCAUUAUUGGAGGUGGCAGCGGCGCUCAUCAUCAGCUUCGCCAUCAACGUCGCCGUCAUCUGCGUGGGCGGCACAGUCUGCUGUGCUCUCCCACCUCAUCCCUCCCAACUCCCCUUCCCCCACACCUCUCCGCCCCUGUCAGGACGGGUGCUUGUACUCCCUACUGGAGGUGGCAGCGGCGCUCAUCAUCAGCUUCGCCAUCAACGUGGCAGUCAUCUGUGUGGGCGGGGCGGUCUGCUCCGCACCGGACCUCUCCCCGGACGUGCAGGCGAGCUGCAGCGACAUCAGCCUCAGCAACGCCUACUUUCUGCUGCGCGACGUGCUGGGCGCGUGGGCCUCCACGCUCUUUGGCGUCGCUCUGUUAGCCUCAGGGCAGAGUUCCACCAUCACGGGGACGUACGCGGGGCAGUAUGUGAUGUCGGGGUUCCUGGAGCUGCACCUGGCCUCGUGGCUGCGCAACCUGCUCACUCGCCUCGUUGCCAUCGUGCCUUCUCUCGCUGUCGCCAUUGUGGCUGGCUCUACGGGCGCCGGCAACCUCAUCAUUGCCUCCUCGAUCAUCCUGUCGUUUGGCCUGCCCUAUGCGCUCAUCCCUCUGCUCAAGUUCACCAGCAGCCCUGUCAAGAUGGGGCCCUUCACCAACCACCCCACGGUCACUGUAGCUGCAUACAUCAUCGGCACUGUAGUUAUCUUUGUUAAUUGCGUGCUCGUGGUGCAAGCCUGUGUGGAGUACCUGGUAUCAGACCACAUUCCCCAGGCCGCCCGGAUCCCCCUUGGGAUUGCCAUAGCCCUUGUGCUCCUCAUCUACGUCGUCUCCCUCGCGAUGCUCGCACGGCGGCCUGUAACGGAAGUUACGUACAUUUCGGCAAAUGAGGGGUCGAGUGUUGAGCUUGAUGCUUACAUGGGCUCUCCCCCUCAUGACUUUGGGCGGAGUGGGGGGGAUGGUGAGGAUGGUGAGAGGGGAGAGUUGGAGGAUGGAGAGGAGAGGAGAGAGGAGGGGAGGGAGGAGAGAGGGGAGGGAGGAUCGAUAGCGAUGACAAAUGGGGUGGAGGGGAAAGGUGGUGAUGGGGGAAGGGACGAAGGGGAUGAUGGAGAGGGGCGCGAGGGGAGUGACUUUAGCGGUGGUAGGAUGAAGCGGGAGCAUGACGCGCACGAGGCGGUAGUGUACGCACGGAAUCUCAACGAGUACAACGCCGCGGCGCUCGAGCUGUCGCGGUCCCGAAAGCCAUACCUACUGCGCACGCUGUACGGCGACAUGCUGAUGGACGGUGUGCAGCCCAACUUCGUGACGUUCCAUGCCGCCAUCACGGCGUGCAUGCGCGCCAACCGCCUGCACGACCUCGUCUUCUUCUUCAACCAGAUGCGCGCGCGCGGCAUCACGCCCGAUCGCUACAUAUUCAACUGCGUCAUGACGGCGUACAGCCGCAGCGGGCACGUGGAGAGGGUUUUCAGGGUGGACUGGGACAUGCGCGCUGCAGGGCGCCCGCCCAACAUCCGCACCUACCAUGCGCUACUCACCGCCUGCACCACCUCUGGCCGCUUCAACAAAGCCGCAGAGGUGCAGGAGCGCAUGAAGAAGGACGGCGUGGCGAUGAACAAGUUCUGCCACGCUGCUCUCAUCGCCAUGCACCAGCGCGUGCGCCCCUCCUCGCCCCGCAUCGUUGCCAAGAUAUUCUCUCUCGUGGAACAGUCCCUGACAGCACCCACCUACAGCAUUGAACCCGACUCCAUGCCCCCCACCACACCCGCCACAACCACCACUGCUGGCACCACUGAUUCCCCUGCUGCCACUGCCACUGAUCCCACCACUGAUCACCCCGCUGCUUCCACCCUUGAAUCCGCUGCUGCUGCCGCCGCGGCCUCAGAUUUCACCAGCAGCGCCACCCACGCCACAGGAGCUGCUGAGCCCGCCCACACAGGAGCUGCUGACGCCCCCCACACAGGAGCAGCUGCUGCCGUGCCUGCUGGUGGUGGCAUGGGCGUGGGUGCGGGGGCGGGGUCAGAGGAGCAUACUGAGAUGGAGGAGAUGGCAGAGCAGGAGGGCGGGGUGGGCAUGGGCCUGGAUGACAUGGAUGACAUGGGUGACAUGGGUGACAUGGGUGACAUGGGUGAUUACGGUGGGCGGGAGGAGAGGGCGGGAAGGGCGAGAGGAGGAGGCGGGCUGGUUUAUGCGAAUGCGGAUCUAGUGGUGCACCGCGCGGCAAUCAGGGCGUUCCUGGACGCACACCAGCUGCAGGCAGCAUUCCGUCUGGUGCGAAUGAUAGAGGAGAGUGGCACUGUCCCGGAUGCUGCCCUGCAGACUCUCCUCUUCAGGGUGCAUCUGCAGGCGGGCAACGAGGCAGAGGCGCUUAAGCUGGCAGACCUCUAUUACGGCCCCAAUGCGCGCCCCUACAUCGACCAGUUCGUGCAAGCCAUCUCGUACAGUCUGAGGGAGCUGCGCCCCAUCGGAAUGAAUGUUGCCCUGCGACUGCUGGAGCUGUUUUUCAACCACGGCUUUUACUUCACGCGCAAGCAGGGUAGCCAGCUAUUGCAAGAGGCGCUCACCAGCGAUAGGCGCAGCAUGGCGGCAGCAGAAAGGCUGUUUGACCACGUGGUGGCGAAGCACCAGGCGCCCGAGUUUGACGCCGUGCUCGACUUCAUGCGCGCUCUCCGGCGUCGACAAACUCCCAAGACCGAUCAGCGGUGGUUGGUGGUCCAAGAUCUCAUCAAGCGGCGGCGGAACAUCCGAGGGAUGUGGAUGAAGGGAAUGCAGGCUGAAGGCCGUGAGCAUGAGUCACGGCUAUCGGUGGAAGAGGAUGAGGUGUGA